This is a messenger RNA of Spinacia oleracea (spinach), 2009 nucleotides long. RefSeq lists its product as uncharacterized. Gene Ontology annotation, molecular function: DNA-binding transcription factor activity; protein binding. The coding region runs from base 324 to 1433 and encodes 369 amino acids. Gene Ontology annotation, cellular component: nucleus. The record is from RefSeq and is a predicted model, not a curated record. Gene Ontology annotation, biological process: regulation of flower development. NCBI's taxonomy places the organism in Eukaryota, Viridiplantae, Streptophyta, Magnoliopsida, Caryophyllales, Amaranthaceae. The transcript has 4 exons.
AAAUGUAACCCUUUUUUGGUUCUUUAAAUAGAGAGCAUCAACCCAUCAGUGCACUGGUCUAACAACAACACCACUCUCAAUUAUUACUCCGUAUUACUUUAAAAAAAAACACACUAACUCACUCAAACAGAAGCAGCAACAAGACACACAAAAAAAGAAAGAAAGACGAGAGAAGUUUUGCCUUGUCUUUCUCCUUCCUUCCUCUGUUUCAUGCCAUUUUUUGUUUCAUUAAACACAACACCACCACCAUCAACAACAACAACAACAACAACAACAACAACUGCAACAACAACAACAACAACAACAACAAAAAUCAAAGAAGAAUGUCUUCUGAUAUGUUUGUGUUCGAUGAACCAUAUUACUCUCAUUUACCAACAACCAUAAUUUCACCUGAAGAAAUUUCAGGGAAUUUCUUCACUGACCCAAUUUCAACUCUUUCUGAUUCCUCCAUUGAUAGCAUCUUCCAUGAAUUCUCUGAUGAUCACAACAGCAGCAACAACAACAACAACAACAACAACAACAACAACAACAACAACAACAACAGCUACCAAAACACCACCACGUCACUCACAACAACCACCACUACAACCCAAAUUUCAGCUGAUGAAGCACAAUCUCUGGACCAAAUUGCCCAUACCCUUUUCACCAAUUCACCUCCAAGUCAUCAACUUGAAACCCUCUCUCUUCAACAACAACAACAAAGCCAUUUGGGUAAUUUGGGAAAUGUAUUUAGUGAAAAUUACUCUGUUAUGUCAGAUAACGUAAAAUCAGAGGAUUUUCAGGUGGGUUUUGACUACCCUCCAAACAGCUACAACUCUUAUUUUCUAGGCAGUACUAAUAAUAAUAACAACAGUGAAAGUAUGAUGAAAUUCAUGCAAAGAAGUUACAGCAGUAACUCAUUUGAAGCAAAACCAAGCUUUUGGUUCCAAGCCAAGUUUGAUUCUCUUCUGGAGGUCCAAAAUUUUCAACCCGGAACCGAUAACGGUCAAAUGAGACGGGUCUGUAGCACUGGGGAUUUACCAGUGGGGAGAGUUUGUUCAUCAACAGCAAGUCCAUUAUCAGGAGAAGGAAACAUGAUGGAAGAAUCAAAUUUCAAAGUAGGAAAGUAUAGUGCAGAAGAAAGAAAAGAAAGGAUUGAUAGGUACAGAGCUAAGCGUACUCAACGAAACUUCAAUAAGACCAUCAAGUAUGCAUGCCGAAAAACGCUAGCCGACAACAGACCAAGAGUACGUGGCAGAUUCGCUCGCAACGAUGAGACUGGAGAGAUUCCAAAACCCACCUGUUUCAAUCGUUAUGAAGAUGAUGAUGAUCUUUGGGCUGAAAAUUUGCAAGAAGAAGAAGACGAAGGAAUAUUAGGCAGAGGAGGAGGAGGAGGAGAACGGUUCCUGAACUGUUUUGGAGCUACUCAUCACUUUCAGUACUGUGGUUAUUGAUAUUGCUGCAGCCUGCAGCACAGAAAAUUUGAUGACCAAAAACCUUUUUUUUAAUUUUUUAAAAAAGGUAAAAUAUUGAGGGUAGUUUAAUUUAGGUUGGGACAACUGCACAAAUUGACUUGACCCUAAAUAUUAAAGUCCCUAAAACUGAAAGGUGUAACAAAAAAAAAAAAAAGGAGGCUUUAAAUAAUGAGACAGAAAAGUGGGUAGACUAGCUUAAUUUUUCUGAUGCAAGUUUGUUGGGGAUCAUAUUAUUAUAAAAAAAAUACAGCAGUAAUUUCUCUGAGAAUACUUAAAUUGGUUUGACUGCUGAUUUUAUUUGCUCCUUUUAAGUUUUAACUAGGGUACUCUACUGUACCUGUGUAGGGUUCCCCCACUAAGCUUAGGUCACUCAGUCACAACUACCUGCAGAAGCAUUUCAUCCGUUUUAGAGUUUUUACCAACAUUUGUUACCCUUUUCUUGUAAUUUCAAUCUCACCAAUUUGUACAUGAAUAGUUAGUUUUCAUUAAUAAAUACAAUUGUUACUCAAAAUUUUAAUUCUGAAUAUGCUUUUUUUGUUGGGAGUUGGGACUCUA